Messenger RNA from Rubroshorea leprosula, 2325 nucleotides. The record is from the annotation of a GenBank genome assembly. NCBI's taxonomy places the organism in Eukaryota, Viridiplantae, Streptophyta, Magnoliopsida, Malvales, Dipterocarpaceae.
AUUUUUGGGCAAUCUAAACAAAAAUUUAAAAAAAAAAAAAAAAUCUCCCAAAAAGAUCUAAAGAUUCAAAACAUUCCCUCUUCUUCAGCUAAAUUAUUGCAUAAAGAUUGCAAUUUUAUUUUUAGAAGAGUUUUUAUUUUGUGGGCAAAAUAUGAGGUUACCAAAUCCCAGAAUGUUUCAUGGAGUAAUCUCUUUUGGUAUCUCUACUGAAGCUUAUGCCCAUAAACCUCUCCCUCGAAGAAUCUUCUUCAAAUCAAAUCCAAAAGACAGUCUCGUAGACCGGUUGUGCAAAGAAAAUAAAUUCAAAGAAGCAAUAGAUGUUCUGUGUGCGCAAAAUCGAUUAAGAGAAGCCAUUCAACUCCUCAAUCGUAUCGGAAAGCCGUCCGCUUCUGUUUACUCUAUUCUGAUACAAGCUUGCCGGGAAAGUAGAGCGCUUGAUGAGGGCAGAAAUGUCCACAAACACAUCAAAUUAUCUGGGUUUCAACCUGGGGUUGUAAUGUGCAACCGUCUUCUUGAUAUGUAUGUCAAGUGCGAGAGUUUUAUUGAUGCACGGAAGAUGUUUUAUCAAAUGGGUGAAAGGGACUUGUGUUCCUGGAAUACAAUGAUAUCUGGUUAUGCGAAAGUGGGGUUGCUUAAUGAAGCCAGGAAACUGUUUGAUGAAAUGCCUGAGAGGGAUAAUUUCUCUUGGACUGCGAUGAUAUCUGGUUGUGUUCGCCAUGAUUGGCCUGAAGAAGCUUUAGGGUUGUAUAGGAUGAUGCAGAAAGGUGAGAAUUCAAAGUCAAAUAAGUUUACUCUGUCUAGUGUGCUAGCUGCUUCGGCGGCAAUACCAUGUUUACGAGCAGGGAAGGAGAUUCAUGGUCAUAUAAUGAGAACUGGGAUGGAUUCUGAUGAGGUUGUUUGGUGUGCUUUAUCAGACAUGUAUGGGAAAUGUGGGAGUAUAGAUGAAGCUAGGUGCAUUUUUGACAAGAUGACAAAUAGAGAUAUUGUUACGUGGACUGCAAUGAUUGACAGAUACUUUGAGGAUGGGAGGAUGCAGGAGGGUUUUGAUUUGUUCUCCAAAUUGAUGAGAUCAGGGAUGAGACCUAAUGAGUUUACGUUUUCUGGGGUUUUGAAUGGAUGUGCUGAUCAUACUGCAGAGGAGCUAGGGAAGCAGAUUCAUGCAUACAUGAUGCGAGUUGGUUUUGACCCUUUCUCUUUUGCAGCUAGUGCUCUUGUUCAUAUGUAUUCCAAGUGUGGAAAUAUUGACAACGCCCAAAGGGUUUUCGAUUGUAUGCCUAGUCCCCAUUUGGUUUCAUGGACUUCUUUGAUUACUGGUUAUGCUCAGAAUGGUCAGCCUGAUGAAGCUUUACGUUACUUUGAGUUGCAACUUAAAUCAGGUACCCGGCCUGAUCACGUUACUUUUGUUGGGGUUCUUUCUGCUUGUACACAUGCUGGAUUGGUUGACGAAGGGCUCAGAUACUUCUACUCAAUAGAGGAAAAACAUGGGUUAACACGUACUCCUGAUCAUUAUGCGUGUAUAAUUGAUCUAUUGUCGCGGUCUGGGCAGUUUGAAGAAGCUGAGAAUAUCAUUAGUAAGAUGCCUAUGAAACCAGAUAAAUUUUUGUGGGCUUCAUUACUUGGUGGUUGCAGAAUUCAUGGAAACCUUGAACUGGCAGAAAGAGCUGCGGAAGCAUUAUUUGAAAUUGAGCCUGAAAAUCCAGCUACUUAUGUUACUAUGGCUAAUAUUUAUGCCUCAGCUGGUAGGUGGAAUGAAGUAGCAAAAAUCAGAAAAACAAUGGUUGAUAGAGGAGUUGUAAAGAAGCCCGGUUUGAGCUGGGUUGAGAUCAAGAGAGAGCUAAAUGUGUUUGCUGUUGGAGAUACUUCCCAUCCAAGAUCCAAGGAGAUACAUGAGUUCUUGGGAGAACUUUCCAAAAGAAUAAGAGAAGGGGGGUAUGUUCCUGACACCAAUUUUGUGUUGCAUGAUGUGGAGGAAGAGCAAAAGGAGCAAAAUCUUUCCUACCACAGUGAGAAGCUAGCUGUUGCUUUUGGAAUUAUUUCUACUCCUCAAGGAACGCCAAUCAAGGUUUUCAAGAACUUGAGAACUUGUGUAGACUGCCAUACUGCCAUGAAAUAUAUCUCAAAGAUUCUUAGAAGAAAAAUUAUUGUACGGGAUUUGAAUCGGUUUCACUGUUUUGAGGACGGGAACUGUUCUUGUGGGGAUUAUUGGUGAACAGACUAACUAAAGGUUGUUAAGCAUUUUCUCCACAUGUAAGCGUCAAAAUUCUUGAUAACCUUGAUUCUUUCUGUUUGGUUUACUGGGUAGAAAGACCCCUGAAUGUCUCUGGC